This is a messenger RNA of Humulus lupulus (European hop), 1214 nucleotides long. RefSeq names its product serine/arginine-rich splicing factor RS31-like. The record is from RefSeq and is a predicted model, not a curated record. Gene Ontology annotation, molecular function: RNA binding. The coding region runs from base 188 to 937 and encodes 249 amino acids. Gene Ontology annotation, biological process: mRNA splicing, via spliceosome. The transcript has 6 exons. Gene Ontology annotation, cellular component: nuclear speck. Lineage: Eukaryota; Viridiplantae; Streptophyta; Magnoliopsida; Rosales; Cannabaceae.
UAAGAUCGGACGGUGAGGAAAGCUUCCCCUGCUAAGUGAGGAGUAUUUUCCUUAAUCAGCCUUAAUUGGGGUUCUAUAAAAAAAAAAUCGAAUCAAAACAAGAAAGUCUAGGGUUUUCAGUAUUUCUCAGUCCAGACGUUUGAUUUGAUUGUAAGGGUUUUUGUUAUAGAGAAAUUUUGUGAAGAAAAUGAAGCCAAUAUUUGUUGGGAAUUUCGAGUAUGAUACUCGCCAAUCGGAGUUGGAGCGCCUCUUCUCCAAGUACGGGAGGGUCGAGCGUGUCGACAUGAAGUCUGGAUUUGCUUUUGUCUAUUUUGUGGAUGAGCGAGAUGCUGAAGAUGCUAUUCGUUCCCUUGACAAUAGGCCAUUUGGAUACGACAAGCGCAGACUGUCUGUUGAAUGGGCUAAGGGUGAACGUGGUCGACACCGUGAUGGGGCAAGGUCAAAUCAGAGGCCUACAAAAACUUUGUUUGUGAUCAACUUUGAUCCGCUUCGUACCAGAGCUCGUGAUAUAGAAAAACACUUUGAACCAUAUGGGAAGGUUCUUCAUGUUAGAGUCAGACGGAAUUUUGCAUUUGUACAGUUUGAAACUCAGGAAGAUGCUACCAAAGCUCUUGAGUGUACUCACAUGAGCAAGAUACAUGAUAGGGUGGUCUCUGUUGAGUAUGCUCUUAAGGAUGAUGAUGAGAGAGGUGAUCGCUAUGACAGUCCAAGAAGAGGAAGUUACAGUCGGCAUGGGGAUAGUCCUUAUGGGAGGUCUCCUAGCCCCAUGUACCGCGGGCGUCCAAGUCCUGACUAUGGUCGACCCUGUAGCCCAGCUUAUGACAGAUACAAUGGCCCUGCCUAUGAUAGACGAAGGAGUCCUGAUUAUGGCCGAAACAUCAGUCCUGAAUAUGGCAGAUAUCGCAGCCGCUCACCUGUUCGCCGAUCCAGGACUUGAGUCACGCAGACAUGUUUCCGUCCGGUGAUACAAAGUGGUUGAUUAUAGGUUUACAUAGUAGAUUUAUAGAGCAUGAAGAAUCUUUAAUGUUUUGAUUAGGUUAUUUUUGUCUUGAGAAAUAUCACAUAGAUGUUCAAAGUUUAUUGGUGAAUUGUGACUGUAGAACCUGGUGAAUUUGAACAUUCUACUGGCGCAGGCCUUGGGACUUAAUAUGCAGCUGUGCAUUUGUUUAUGUCGAUUACUAAAAAUCAAACGCUGAAGUUGCCAUGAUUUUGCA